GCAUAGGGUACCACUUCUCCUCUGCUUUUUCUUGCUUUAAUUCAUAAUUAAGAUGGAGUGAGUGAUGAAUGUUUAUUCUCAGAGAAGCCUUCACCUGCUCGAGAGAAGAAGAUAAGUGAGCUGCUGCUUCUGCCGCUGCGUCAAGGACGUCAAGUCGACGCCGUUGGAUCCGCGCAACGUGUACCAGCAGUUCCAGCUUGUUCCAUACGAGUCCGCUUGCCUCUCCGACGGCUACUUCGUGGCGAAGUCGGUUGCGUCGGAUGGUUUCCCUCCCUACUUCCUGCGGCGGAAGGGCUGGACGGUCUACACCAAGACUCCCCACACUUUCAAGCUGGACACGGCACGGGGCCUCGAUCCCGGCCUCCGUGCUCGUCUGCCGGAGUUGGAUUCAUCGAGAGUGGUGGGGAAAUGGUACACUCCCUUCGUUUUUGUCAAGGAUGGAUCCUUGAGAGAUCAAGUGAAACGAUCCAUGUAUUAUGAAGUUACAUUGGAGCAGAGAUGGGAGCAGGUUUUCAAGAUUGGUCGUGAUCAUAAUAAUGGGAAUUCGGUGGUGGUUGAUGUUGCAGUUGAAAGGGAGGAGGUGUUUGUUGGUGGGAGUAAAGCUACGUGGAGCGCGGCCGACGGAGUGGUGUGGUUUAAGGUUGAAGACGGAGGAGGAGUGGGGUUGAGAGUGGAGCUGGUGGAGAGGAUCAAAUGGGAGGAAGAGAGGGGAGGGUGGGUGGGAGGGGAGGAGAGGCAAGUGAAGAUUCAUAAGGUGGAGAAAUGGGAAGGAGGUGGUGAUUGGAAUGAGUUUAGAUGCUCUGUUUUGGUGGAGACCUUCAAUUUGAGGAGAAUGGAUGGGACUUUGGUGAUGUCUUAUAAUUUUAAGCACUUUAACCAGUUGAAGACUAAGUGGGAAUAGAAUAGAUUAUCACUUCUUAAGUAAUUACUACUUAGUGAUGGUUUUAAGAGUUUGUCUAUAUGCUUAUUUGUGUUGUGAGUUGUAUUUGAUUCAGUGGUAUGAGAAGACUGAUGUUGUGUAUUCGGGAUUGGAGAAUUAAAUUUACUUGGACUA
This is a messenger RNA of Salvia miltiorrhiza (redroot sage), 1054 nucleotides long. RefSeq lists its product as uncharacterized. Lineage: Eukaryota; Viridiplantae; Streptophyta; Magnoliopsida; Lamiales; Lamiaceae. Bases 470 to 901 code for a protein of 143 amino acids. The record is from RefSeq and is a predicted model, not a curated record. The transcript has a single exon.